AUGGUUUCACUACUUCAGGAUCAAUCUAAUAUUAAAUUUUCUUCUUCGGACACUUUGGAAAGGGACCAACAAGAGGACCUCAUGAAGACACCGGGGGAUUCAGUAUCCCCAAUUCAGCAAACGGAUAAUCCCAGUUACAGCUGCCAACCGUACGAAUCAGACAGCAGGACAGAAAGGAAGAGCUCCGAGUCCUCCCACAGCCCCAGCCCUGCAUCUCCAGCCCAGGAUCAGCUCCUUGGGAGAUAUCCCCCCAGCCAAGGGAUUCACUGCAGCAAGAACAAAUUUCAGGUCUCCUUCAGCACAGAAAAAUUCCGGCGGUACAGUUAUGAGGAAAACACUGUAGGAAACUACGACAGGUUCCUCAAGAGCAGCAGGAACCCCUUUCACCCCUACAAGAGGCAGAUCAGUGAGGAUGUCUUCCAGGAAGCACAGCAAGCCCUUCCACCUGAAGGUCCAUCUUUCAAAAGCACCAGAAGUAUUGAGGGUUUUGAGGGUCUCCCAGGAUCUACGGGCCCUGAUGAGUCAGAGUCAUUUCCAACACACCUUCCAAACAUCUCCUCCGAGCAGCCGUGGUGUAACAGCCUCCAGUACAGCACCACAGGUCAAGAUCACAAUUCACAAGUCAUGCAGGAUUCAGACCUCAAGCUUAGGACAUCCCCACUGGAAGGGCAGCCUGGGUUGUACUGCUAUCAGCCCCAAGUGCAGCAGAUGUACUGCUCCUCACAUCCCUUCCAUCAGUACCCAUCUGGAGGCAGCUACCCGGUGACCUACAUCACCUCUUCGCACUACCCCUACCAAAGGAUUGCUCCUCAAAGCACUCAAGAAUCCCAGCAGCCUCUAUUUCCCAAGCCCAUCUACUCCUACAGCAUCCUGAUCUUCAUGGCACUCAAAAACAGCAAGACGGGCAGUCUGCCAGUCAGCGAGAUUUACAAUUUCAUGACAGAGCACUUUCCUUACUUUAAGACAGCCCCGGAUGGCUGGAAAAACUCCGUGCGCCACAACUUGUCCUUGAACAAAUGCUUUGAGAAAGUUGAAAACAAAUCAGGCAACUCUUCUCGGAAAGGCUGUUUGUGGGCUCUGAACCCGGCCAAGAUUGACAAGAUGCAGGAGGAGCUGCAGAAAUGGAAGAGGAAAGAUCCAGUGGCUGUGAGGAAGAGUAUGGCAAAGCCAGAAGAGCUUGACACGCUGAUAGGCGACAAAGGUGAAAAGCUGCGAUCUUCCAUCAUGUCGUGCAGUCCUAACGGCGUUGCAGGUGCGUCCCUCUCCAGGCAGAUGGCAGUCCAACCCCACUCCUUGGGCGAGCCCUCGCUUUCCUCUGUACCACAGCCUCUGCAUCCCAUCCACACAUCAUCAGGAGCUCUCCAUGCCAAGAACACGUUGCCAAACUUGCUCGGAGGGCAGCAAACCGCAUGCUACACCGCCCCACAGGGCUUCCCUCCAAUCUCAAGCGCGUUAAUGCCUCAGACACCAGACCAUCAGACAAUGUUUCCUUCUGGGGAGGCUCCAAACGAACUGCGGGGUCAACCCAGCAUCACCCAGGACUCCCCACUGCCUGCCCAGACCCCCCCGAGCUGCGGCAUGAAGGUGAUGACAGAGCACUGCACAGCCCGCACGGUGCCCGACCCUCUGCUGCAGGAGGGGGACCUCAGCAACGACAUCGAUGCUCUGAAUCCAUCCCUCACCGACUUUGAUCUCCAAGGCAACCUGUGGGAGGAGCUGAAGGAUGACAGCCUAGCUGUGGACCCCCUGGUUCUCAUUUCAUCAUCCCCAACGUCUUCCCAGUGUUUCCCUUCUCAUUGCCAGAUGGAGAACAGCAACACAGCCGUCAUCCCACAUGGAACCCCACACAGUAACCUACCCGACCUCCAGCUCACUACUCUUUACUCUGCCUUUAUGGAGUUGGAUACAGUGUCUCCUGCCUACCUGAGUAAUCCUGGAUCCAAACCUAUAGCACUGAUGUGA
Molecule: messenger RNA, 1962 nt
Organism: Centrocercus urophasianus (Greater sage-grouse)
Lineage: Eukaryota; Metazoa; Chordata; Aves; Galliformes; Phasianidae
Gene: FOXN1
Product: forkhead box N1
Exons: 8
Coding region: 1-1962 (653 amino acids)
Biological process (GO): regulation of transcription by RNA polymerase II
Molecular function (GO): DNA-binding transcription factor activity, RNA polymerase II-specific; transcription cis-regulatory region binding
Source: RefSeq, a predicted model, not a curated record